AUGACGUCUGCUUGUUGUGACUAUGAUGACCCCGGCACAGACCCCGGCACAGACCCCGGCACAGACCCCGGCACAGACCCCGGCACAGACCUCGGCACAGACCCCGGCACAGACCCCGGCACAGACCCCGGCACAGACCUCGGCACAGACCCCGGCACAGACCUCGGCACAGACCCCGGCACAGACCCCGGCACAGACCCCGGCACAGACCUCGGCACAGACCUCGGCACAGACCUCGGCACAGACCCCGGCACAGACCCCGGCACAGACCCCGGCACAGACCUCGGCACAGACCCCGGCACAGACCCCGGCACAGACCUCGGCACAGACCCCGGCACAGACCCCGGCACAGACCCCGGCUCAGACCCCGGCACAGACCCCGGCACAGACCCCGGCACAGACCCCGGCAGAGUGGGUGAGGUCAGCGCACACGACCACGCCUGCAAGAGCAUCCACCAUCAUCAUCCUCAUCCCGCAGAACGAGGCAGAGGACUGGGCCAAAACGAGCGCUCCCUCAGCCAGAGCCGCGGGAGGAGGAGGAGGAGGAGACUGGGCCCCGGAGAGACCUUCACCAAACAGAAUGAUGCCAGCAGAAGUUCGCUCCGUGUGAAGAAGAAAAGUCCUGCUGAAGACGAGGCAACCUUAGAAAUUCACCGCUGCUUUAAACUUGGUCAUGUGGAGGUUUCCCGGCUCUAG
Molecule: messenger RNA, 696 nt
Organism: Knipowitschia caucasica
Lineage: Eukaryota; Metazoa; Chordata; Actinopteri; Gobiiformes; Gobiidae
Source: the annotation of a GenBank genome assembly